AUGGCUCAUGGGAAAAAGAGACCAGCGGUCCACCCACCUGAUGGGGGCUGGGGCUGGAUGAUUGUGGCCGGCUGCUUCUUGGUCACUGUCUGCACACGUGCCGUCACCAGAUGCAUCUCCAUUUUCUUUGUGGAGUUUCAGAUGCACUUUGGAGCGGACUAUUCAGGGACAGCCUGGAUCCACAGUCUGGUGGACUGCACCACUAUGCUGUGUGCUCCUCUAGGCAGCUUCAUUGGGAACCGUCUGUCGUGCCGCAUCGCUGUGAUCCUUGGUGGCUUUCUGUCCUCUAUCGGCCUGGUCCUCAGCUCUUUCGCUACCAGCCUGGAGUACUUGUACCUCACCCUGGGGGUCCUCACAGGUAUUGGAUUUGCCCUCUGCUACACCCCUGCCAUAGCCAUGGUGGGCUUAUAUUUCUGUGAGAGGAAAGCCCUGGCGUAUGGGAUCGCCAUGUCAGGCAGUGGCAUCGGGACCUUCAUCCUGGCCCCUGCCGUCCAGAUACUCAUAGAGCACUACUCAUGGCGUGGGGCCCUGCUCAUCCUAGGGGGUGUUGUUGCCAACCUGUGUGUUUGUGGGGCAUUACUGCGCCCUAUCACUCUGAAAGAAGAAGAGGAGGCUCAUGGUCCAGUCCCGUUGGACACCGAGUGUGGAUAUGGGGUGAAAGCUCCGGUGGAUAGCAUGUUAGAGGAAUCACUGGCGAUCAACAACAACAACAACAACAGCCACCGCUGCUUCUGCUUCCAGUCCAUGCAGGAGUACUGCUUCCUGCUCAUGCCUGACUUCCUGAUGCUGGCAGUGAGCUUCUUGUUCCUAGCCAGUGGCUGCAGCCUGCCCUUCGUCUACCUGGUUCCGUAUGCACUGGAUGUGGGUGUGAGCCACCACCAGGCCGCCUUCCUCAUGUCCAUCCUGGGGGUCAUUGACAUCGUGGGGAACAUCACCUUCGGCUGGCUCGUAGACAGGAGGUGCCUGAAGAAGUAUCGUAAUGUGUGCUACAUGAUAGCAGUGGGCAUGGAGGGGGUAUGCUGCCUCUUCAUCCCUCUCCUGUGGACGUUCGCCCUGCUGGUGCCUUUCUCUGUGUUUUAUGGGUACUUUGAUGGCGCCUACGUUGCCCUCAUACCUGUGGUGACCUCGGACAUUGUGGGGACACAUAACCUCUCCUCUGCCCUAGGGAUUGUCUACUUCCUACAUGCCAUUCCUUACCUGCUCAGCCCUCCAAUAGGAGGCUGGCUGGUUGACACCACAGGCACCUACACGGCCACCUUCUUCCUCAGUGGCUUUGCCCUCAUCUCCAGCUCCCUGGUCGUCAGCACGGUGACAGGGAUACGCCACUGUCGCAGGACCCAAAAGCACAGAAACAAAAAUAAAAACACAGACCCCGAACAGGAGCCUUGCCGAUCAGACUUCUACACAGCCUCAAGUAAAGAUGUGAACCCUUCAGUCAACUCAGCAAAUUCUUAA
Messenger RNA from Oncorhynchus masou masou (cherry salmon), 1455 nucleotides. Its product is annotated as monocarboxylate transporter 12-B-like. Gene Ontology annotation, biological process: transmembrane transport; monocarboxylic acid transport. Gene Ontology annotation, cellular component: plasma membrane. Lineage: Eukaryota; Metazoa; Chordata; Actinopteri; Salmoniformes; Salmonidae. The transcript has 6 exons. The coding region runs from base 1 to 1455 and encodes 484 amino acids. Gene Ontology annotation, molecular function: monocarboxylic acid transmembrane transporter activity. The record is from RefSeq and is a predicted model, not a curated record.